Messenger RNA from Rhincodon typus (whale shark), 468 nucleotides. Its product is annotated as tyrosine-protein kinase Srms-like. Gene Ontology annotation, biological process: cell surface receptor protein tyrosine kinase signaling pathway; protein phosphorylation; cell differentiation. Lineage: Eukaryota; Metazoa; Chordata; Chondrichthyes; Orectolobiformes; Rhincodontidae. The record is from RefSeq and is a predicted model, not a curated record. Gene Ontology annotation, molecular function: signaling receptor binding; non-membrane spanning protein tyrosine kinase activity; ATP binding. The annotation marks the transcript as partial. Gene Ontology annotation, cellular component: extrinsic component of cytoplasmic side of plasma membrane. The transcript has 3 exons.
CUUUAAAUGAUAAAGUCUAUCACUUUCGGAUAUUUACCUCGCCUGAUGAGGGAAUGUUUUAUCUUCAUGAGAAUAAGAAGUUUCCGACCAUUAAUGAUCUCUUGGGAUUCUACAAGACAAAUUGGAAGACCCUUGGGUUUUUGUUAACAAAACCUUGUGCAAAGCAGACUGUUUAUAAAGCUGAUCAGUGGGAAACGCCAAGGGAAGAAUUUACUUUGUUGCGAAAACUGGGAGAAGGUCAUUUUGCAGAAGUCUGGGAAGGUGUUUGGAAGGAUAAUCAACAUGUGGCAAUCAAAAUGAUUAAAAAAGAUGAUAUGAUCGAGGAUGAGUUUAUUAAAGAAGUACAAGUUAUGAAGAAUUUCAGCCAUCCGAAGAUAAUCCAGCUACUUGCUAUUUGUUCAGUUGAGGAACCUGUAUACAUUGUGACAGAACUCCUGACUAAAGGAAACCUCCGGGAAUACUUACGUG